UAGCGCAUUUUCAAUUUCUGGCAACAAGUAGAAUAAAAAAAUUUCUUUUUAUAUUUGUUGUUCCCACCUUUGCCGAAUUUAACAACAUCAAUUUCUGUCGGUUGCACAGAGAAAGUAAAUAUAUACAAUGGGUGAUGUUGACAAAUGGAUUGAGAUAGUGAAGGAGUGCAAAUAUCUGCCGGAAAAUGAAUUGAAGAAACUCUGUGAUAUGGUCUGUGACAUACUGUUGGAGGAGACAAACAUACAGCCCGUGAGCACGCCCGUCACCGUCUGCGGCGACAUUCACGGCCAGUUCUAUGAUCUGGAGCAAUUGUUUCGCACGGGCGGCCAAGUGCCCGACACGAAUUACAUAUUCAUGGGCGAUUUUGUGGAUCGCGGCUAUUACAGCUUAGAGACAUUCACACGCCUGCUCACGCUAAAGGCGCGCUAUCCCAGUCGGAUCACAUUGCUGCGCGGCAAUCAUGAAACACGUCAGAUCACCAAGGUUUAUGGUUUCUUCGAUGAGUGCUUUAGCAAGUAUGGCAAUGCGAAUGGCUGGAAAUAUUGUUGCAAAGUCUUUGACUUGCUCACAAUAGCGGCGAUCAUCGAUGAGGAAGUGCUUUGCGUACACGGCGGCCUAAGUCCGGAGAUUAUAACGCUCGAUCAAAUACGCACAAUCGAACGCAACGGCGAAAUACCCUAUAAGGGUGCUUUCUGUGAUCUUGUGUGGUCCGAUCCCGAGGACAUGGAAUACUGGGGCCAAAGUCCGCGUGGCGCCGGCUGGUUAUUUGGUCACAAUGUGACCAAGGAUUUCAUGAGCAUCAACAACUUGGAUCUGAUAUGUCGAGCACAUCAGCUGGUCAACGAGGGCAUCAAAUACAUGUUCGAAGGCAAACUGGUCACAGUUUGGUCCGCGCCCAACUAUUGCUAUCGCUGCGGCAAUGUCGCUGCCAUCCUGAGCUUUGAUACGGCGCAGGAGCGUCAGACACAGAUAUUCCUGGCUGUGCCCGAUUCGGAGCGUGUCAUCCCCAAACAGAAUACGACGCCUUAUUUCUUGUAAAAACCAAAACAAAACACAAAACGAAAAGCAUGCAAAUCGACAAAGCACUUCAACAGUCAAUCAACCAAAUCCUAUUGCCGUUCCAGCUGCAAAUCGCAGAGCAGUACACACACACAGAGACAGAUACACACACACACACACACUCACGUAUUCUCAAUUAUGCUCAACAACAAAAUAGCAACCAAUCCUUGUAUUUAGUUUACGACUUUUCUUUAAUCAGAAGGUCGCUGGCUCUUUUUCUCUUCAGCAUUUCUUUCCUUCUAUCUUAUUUUUUUUUUUGUAUUAUUAUUUAAAUUCAUAAUCGUUUAAUUUUCUACAAAAGUUAUUCAAAUUUAAUGUGUGGCACUUAAGCUAAACAAACAAAAAACUGAUUAAAACCGAAAGACAUUAUAGAACAUGCUGUUUUCUUUUCGACGUUUCAAAAUAAUAAAAAAACACAAAAUAAAUAAAAAAAAAUUGCCUGCCUUAAAAUAAAAACUACUAUUAAACUGCAUUUGAUAAAAUUGCUGAUAUUAUGUUAUAAAAAAAAGAAAAACAACAGUCAUUAUAUGUACAUAUAAUUUAUAUCGAAGCAGCUCGUUUUAAACCAGUUGUAUUUAAAUGACUAGAAUACGCUUUUGUACUUUCAAAUGAGUGAACAACAAAAAUUAUAUUCAAAGAAAAUGUUUAAAUAAAAUAAACUUACCUUUCACGCCUGUCAACAAAUAUAUUUUUUUAUUAAAAAUUUCGAAAUUUUGAAGCAUUCUAAAAAGUAAUUCCAUUAAAAGCUUCUUCCAACAAUUUGUUGCACCAAAUAUAUAUCUGGAACAUAUUUUUUUUUAACUUAAACUCCAAAAUAAAGACUUUAAAGCAUAAAUCAAUUAAAUCUCGAUUUUCAAUUUCAUUUGUUUUACAUUCAAAGCAAACUAUUUCAAUUAAAAGCAAAUAAUUGCAAAAUGCUUAUAGAUCCAAAUGCUUGCCGUCUCGCUCGCACCGCAUAGGGCUGUCUCUUUCACAUACGUAGACAACAAUUAAAAAAUCAAAAUACGCAUUCAUUGUUUUACAUUAAUUUAUUUAACAAGUUCUCGUAGUUUGUUGAUUUUGUUUUCUAUUUUUUGUUUUCUUUUUGAGUUGUUCAGUUGUUCAACAAUCAAAAAAAAUAGUGAGCGAAAUAACAAUCGACUAAAUUUCAUAUAUUCUCUAGCAAAUGUAUAAUUAUUACAAUUUUCUUGAUCAGUCGCAACAACGCGAAUUAC
Drosophila sulfurigaster albostrigata is the source of this 2274-nucleotide messenger RNA. RefSeq names its product serine/threonine-protein phosphatase 6 catalytic subunit (gene PpV). Gene Ontology annotation, cellular component: cytoplasm. Gene Ontology annotation, molecular function: protein serine/threonine phosphatase activity. Gene Ontology annotation, biological process: G1/S transition of mitotic cell cycle; peptidyl-serine dephosphorylation. Bases 128 to 1039 code for a protein of 303 amino acids. Lineage: Eukaryota; Metazoa; Arthropoda; Insecta; Diptera; Drosophilidae. The transcript is spliced from 4 exons. The record is from RefSeq and is a predicted model, not a curated record.